UGUCAUCCAGUUCCCUGCCUCGGAGAUAAAGAUUCCAGCUACAUGGGCAAACGCCUGGAUCAGCCACAAAUGUACCCUCAGUACACUUACUACUAUCCUCACUAUCUCCAAACCAAGCAGUCCUAUGCACCAGCUCCCCACCCCAUGGCUCCUCCCAGCCCCAGCACAAACAGCAGCAGCAACAACAGCAGCAACAACAGCAGCGGGGAACAGUUGAGUAAAACCAACCUGUACAUUCGAGGCCUCCCACCAGGCACCACUGACCAGGACCUAAUCAAGCUGUGCCAACCGUAUGGGAAAAUUGUAUCGACAAAGGCAAUUCUUGACAAGAACACAAAUCAGUGCAAAGGUUAUGGUUUUGUGGAUUUUGACAGUCCCGCGGCAGCCCAGAAAGCGGUAGCAUCUCUCAAGGCCAAUGGGGUGCAGGCACAGAUGGCCAAGCAACAAGAGCAAGACCCAACAAACCUAUACAUCUCAAAUCUCCCCAUUUCCAUGGAUGAGCAGGAACUUGAGAAUAUGCUGAAACCCUUUGGACACGUCAUUUCUACAAGAAUACUAAGAGAUGCUAACGGAGUCAGCCGAGGCGUUGGCUUUGCCAGAAUGGAGUCUACUGAAAAAUGUGAAGUGGUAAUUCAACAUUUUAAUGGAAAAUAUCUGAAAACACCACCUGGCAUCCCAGCCCCUAGUGAGCCUUUACUGUGCAAAUUCGCUGAUGGAGGACAAAAGAAGAGACAGAAUCAAAGCAAAUACACCCAGAAUGGAAGGCCUUGGCCCAGGGAAGGAGAGGUACUGAGAGGCAGGACUGUCCCUAGGCAAAAUCAUGAAGCUGGCAUGGCUCUGACCUAUGACCCCACAGCUGCCAUACAAAAUGGAUUUUAUUCUUCACCGUACAGUAUUGCAACCAACCGCAUGAUUCCACAGACAUCUAUCACGCCAUUCAUUGCUGCUUCCCCUGUCUCCACAUACCAGGUCCAGAGUACUUCAUGGAUGCCUCAUCCGCCAUACGUUAUGCAACCAACAGGUGCUGUGAUUACGCCGACAAUGGACCAUCCAAUGUCAAUGCAGCCAGCAAACAUGAUGGGCCCCCUGACACAACAGAUGAACCAUCUUUCAUUGGGCACAACAGGAACGAUUCAGUCCCAAGACAGGAUUAUGAUACUCCACCAGCUGUUGUGUCAGUAUAUGACUGCUGCUGCUCCUAUGCAAGGGACCUACAUUCCCCAGUACACGCCUGUGCCUCCGUCAGCUGUUUCUAUUGAAGGUGUUGUUGCUGAUACCUCUCCCCAGACAGUGGCACCUUCAUCCCAGGACACCAGUGGUCAGCAGCAACAGAUAGCAGUGGACACAUCCAACGAACAUGCAUCUGCAUAUUCUUACCAACAGUCUAAACCAUAAACAAGACUGAAGAAUGUCUGUCCGAAACUUUGCCUUGAAUGAAGAGACUUCAUUGAACAAGAAGUUGGCUUCCAGUUUGCACAGGCGUCCAUGGAAUGCUUUUCUUUUUUAAUUUUGUACUUUACCCAAUGAAAACAAAGCGUUUUGUGUGCUGUGCAAAUGGGUCCUUCAUGUGGUCUGACAGUUUAUUUUUUUGCCAUCAUUUUUUAAAGUAAAAAAAAAAAAAUCCCAGAAGAGGAAAAACAACAGAAACAAAACAUGGAAGUCUGACAUUUGAUCUGGAAGAACAUUUGAAGUCAGAAUUGACCAGAAGGUGUAGAUAGAUUUUUUUUUCCUUUUUCUUUUUAACAGAAAAUCGGAUGUCAAGAGGUGGGCAAGCAGAAAUGGAAAGAAAUUGUCUUCCUCGGUAAUUAAGCUACUCUCUUAUUUUUUUUCCUUCUUGUUUAAAUAUGGGUUGUUUUUUUACUUUUUUUCUUAGAAAUAUUUAGGUAAGGUUUAUCUUGAAUCUUAAUUGCCUUAAUUUUAAGGACGUCAAAGGCUCUCGAGGCAAGCUGUCAACGUCUUGUUAAAAAAAUCAAGAAAGAAUUGAAAUAUUGUGCCAGCUUUCACUGGUACAAAAGCUUAAGACUGAGUUUUUAGGGUGAAAAAAUACUGUACAGUUUAAAAGAAAAUGUUUUUCUUCAUUUGAAGAAAAUUUGUUGAUAAAGAAACCAUGGCAACUGCGAGAAAUGGAAAAAUGCUGGGACUUUUCAUGAACUUUGUCUUAAGUGUUGACCCAUUCGAGAAGGCUAAAACAUUUUAUGGUAAAGUUAUUAAGGUUGGUUUAAAAAAAACACAAAAACAACUGCAUUAGAAAUAAUGCGUGUUUGGGGGACAGAAUGCAGAUUUUUUUAAUUUACAAAGCGUGAUUGCUAGCAAAAGCAUUAGUGCUUUUUAUCUGCAGUCUUUUUUAUGAGCUUUACAAAGUUUUUAGUCAGCUUUGCUUGUCACAUUGCAAAACCUAGCUUAAGAGCAUUUAAAAAAAAGAAACAAAAAAAACAAGUAGAUAGCAGCUUACGGUCAAAAGUGCAAAACAAAACAAAAAACAAAAAAAAAAAGCAAUAGAUAGAGAAAUUGUUGACAAUUUCUGUAGUCUUUCCUAGUUGUGAUCAAAUUCAGCCUAUGGAUGGCCUAUUUUAUACCAAAGAUGAAGUGGCACCCUAUUGCAGUCCAGAAGAUAGAGGUCAUUUUUCUUUACUUUUCGUUAAAAAAUUUUUUUAUUUGACCUACAUGGCUGGACCAGUUCUUACUUUGUUUAAACUACCUUCCACUGGUGUUUUACAUACUGCAAGAAAAAAAAUUAUUUUUAACAUUUGUUGUUAGUAGAAGCUUGCACCUGCUGUGUUCAGCAGUUUCAGCAUGCAGAGUUCUGGAUACCAACUGACAGAGCCAAAUGGCUUUCAAUUCCAUGAGCUUUGCCAGUUCCUUGCUAGCUCCCUUGAAUAGUGAAUCCUAUAUGGAUGGCCACCAGUAAGCGAAGACACUUUAACAGGUUGAAAUUUCUUUUUGUGAAUUUUGAACGAAAGACACUUUCUGAACCUGGUCUGAAGGGUCACUUGUCCAAAAAAGAAAAAAAAACUGCAUAGUGAUAUUCUGUUAAGUGGUGAGUGGUCUCUGGAAAAGGUCUCAUUGUAUUAGUAACAAUAGUCUUCCUUCUAGAUUCCAACACCUCUUGAUUUUGUCUUUGCACCUUAGUCUUUGUUCUCAUCCACAAUGAAUAGGCACCUUGAUUCUGCAGGGGGGAAGGGGUAUCUUCUUUUUGCCUUUUUUUUUCCAUUAUAUUUUCAUAUCUUGGUGUUGUCAGAAGAAAGACAAAAUAGACCUUUGUACUUCAGUUUAACUCUCUGAGACAAGUAGGACCAAUAAGAUUGAGGGUUCUAUUAGUGGAAUUUAGGUAAGCUUUUAAAAAUGCUAGUUGACAAUCAAGAAAUUAUGGUUUAUAUUAAUAAAAACCAAAACAAUUGGGUUUGAUCAAUCUCUAAAACCAAAGGAGAUAUAUUUGCAUUGAGAAUGAUUCAAAGCUUUUUCUAAAGUGAAUUAAAUUGAUGGAACAAACAUCACUGCAUAUUUGGUUCAUGAAACCCAUAUUCAACCUACACUGUUUUACCUGAAAGUAAGGACAAUGAACCUUUGUUAAUUGGACCAUGCCUAGAAUUGCUUUUUGAAAGAAUCUUUAGAAUUUAAGUAGAACUCUUUUCACAAACUAAGUCAUAGGAACCUGUUUUAGUCUAGAAUAAGAGGGAAAUGCAUUAAGUGCACUGUAAAAGAAAGCAGAGUUGGCUUUUAAAAACUAUUAAAAAACUUAAAAGAUAAAUCUUUUCUCCUUUAUAUCAACAUGGGUAAUGAGUUUGAUUUACAUGAAAGUGUCAAUAUUUCACCCUUUAUGACCUACAAACAGAAGCCGAGUGUUGAAAUAGAUCUGGUUCUCUUAUUUGCAACACCAUGUAUUGGAAACUCAAAUUUAGAGAGUGACUCCAUGUCUUUGUGAUCAAAUUAUAGGCAAAAAUAUAUCCAAGAAAACGUAACAUGCUACAGAGAAAUUUGAACUGGUCACACCCAUCCUUAUGGUUUUCCAUGCUUUAGAGAGAAUCCUACCAUGUUUCCCCAAAAAUAAGACAUCCCUUGAAAAUAAGACCUAGCGCAACUUUGGGAGAAAAAAUUAAUAUAAGACACUGUCUUAUUUUCGGGGAAACAGGCUAGUUUCCUACUUCCUUCUGUUCCAUACUUCAGCCUCUCCUGUAUUUUAAGGGUGGCACUGAAAUCUUAUCUUUGAGAAUUGGGCCCCUAUGUUUUAAGGGGUAUAAGCAGACCAUGUAUGGGAACUGUAUUUUCUCUUUCUUUUUUUUUCACUCUCUGAACUCUUUGUAUAAAUAAGGAUUAUCAUGGGCAUAAUUCAUUUGAAUAUGAAAACCAACAUGCUUUCUUUUGUUUAUGUAAAAAAAAAAAAGUGAUACAAAGAAAGUCUCAUUUACACAACCAACAAUGAGGCUAAGAGGUAGCUACCAUGUGGCUGAUGAAUGUGCCUAGGUAACUUCCUGUUUCUAUUCAAAACUACUGCUUUAUUUAUACAUUCAGAAACAUUUUUUUCAACUAUAAAAUUUCAAUGAUCUCAUUUUUUUAAGCCACUUCAGGCAAAAGGAAAUUACCUAUAAUUUUAUGUAUCCAUGUGUGUUUUGUGUUUAGAUUUUUUAUAUCAUGCCAUUCUAUAAAAUACCUUUCCAUUCUAUAAAAUACCUUCUUUCAAGUCAAAAAAAAAAAAAUGGCACACAUUCAAAUUUGCAUCUGUCAUUUUGCCUAGUAAUUGUUUUUUAAGAAUCAUGUCUGGGGAGGGGCGGGAGCAGGAAGCAUCAACAGGUAAGCAGCAUUACAUUGUAUUAAAAAUAAAACAACCCAAAAUCUGUGUUCAGUAUAAGCAAACAUCAGAAUCCUAAUUUCAUCAACACUAGUUACGGAUAUUUUUAUCCUAUUUAGGUCUGUAAUAUUUUUUUUUUUUUUAACUAUUCUAGUUCACCAAGUUUUCAAGCAUUUAUUUCGGUGUUCAGUUUUUCAUUGCAAUUUUAAAUGCCAACACACCCUAAACAUUAGAAAACUCAUCCAAACUCUAGUAAACAAGAACACUGGAGGAGGAUGGUUGUUUUCUUUUUGUUUUAAAUAGUAAGAUGUUGUCAGGUGUGGCCAAGUAUGCCUAGUCACUGGGGGCUCCUCAGUGCAUGGCCAGUCUCUUGAAGACAAAAUGGACCCUAUGGGAACUCAGUAUGAUAUUGGCAGGGGCUGAUGACUGUCCUUGAACAUUGCCAUGUCUUGAAUAUUGAAAGUGACAUAAUAAUGUAAAAAAACCAAACCAAACAAAAAAAAACCCUCUAUCUGACUCCAGUUUGGUCAAGGUUAGUUUGUUUCCCUGGUAGAUUUCAAUUGUUCAGGUGUUGUCUCCAUGCUUCACUUGAAUCAAUUCUUCCUGUGACCUUAAUGGAUCUGCCACACUUGACAGCAUAUAAGACUCACCUUCAACCUUUUCUAAUGAAAAACUAUACGGUGUUAAAAGCACUCACUCUAGAGCAGGAAGGCUGAGAGCAGCAGGUGGAUAAAUGAAAUCGGAAGUUCACUGUAUCCACAGAAUACAUCAAUCUUUUGCAACAUUGCUUUAAGAUUAUUUUCCAUUCAUGUAUGACCCCCCAAAAAAUACUUCUAUUUUCCCCCCCAAAAGCAAAACCACUUGAUUUGAAUAAUUGGGAUGCCAUUAAAUACCUAUGUACCUUUUACAAUGGUCUAAAAUCUCCAUUAGUGAAAAGUGAGAUUUGAUUUAAAUAGGACUUUUGCAGUCUUCUUCACGAUUGAGGAGUUUCAAUGUGCUGUCUGGACAGAUUAUAAUGUUAGUAGGAGACUAAAAAUACAUUUGACAAUUGAGUCUCAUGCUUCAUUUGAGCACACAAACCACUGCAGAUGAGCUGAUAAGCAGAGAAAAAGUCUUUAAGUGGGUUUCAGUGACAAAUGUGUUCAUGUGAUAUAAAAGCAAAUGAAAGGGUAAUAUUUAUGUACGUGCAGUACAAUACUCAGCACUUUUGAGGGUCACUUCAAAACAACGUUAAAACAUAUCAUGGAGCCCUUGAUCUGUAGUAUCUUGUCCACAGUAGGAAGUAAAGGAUGAGAUUUUGUUUUUGUUAUUGUGGCUGGCAUGCUUCCAAAUUUGGAGUUCCCUGGGACUGACAGCCUCUCACCGCAAUCAGAGGGACUGAUGUAAUUGAAGCAGGCUCAUUCAUUCUGCACACUAACCCCUUCCUGUGGCAGAGUGAUAGUGGCAUUUCAUUAAUGAAUCAAUUCAUUUUACAAAUGACAUCCACUGUGGCAGUGGAGGACAGUUGAGUCUAACAAAUUUAACAAUUUUCACCAAAUAUAUUUAAAUAUGUAAUUAGUCUUUUCAUCCAAAUGCUCUUUGUCAUGGCUGUCCUUUGUAAAUGACAUAAUUCAGGAAAAUACAAAAGCUAAAUGUAAGAUCCCUGAGUGGCCCCAAAAAUCGUUUAUGAUACAGGGUAGGGAACUCACCCCAGAUUGUUGACCUUUUAUCUUUGGUUUUAUACCCCAAUACACGUUCAUUCUCAUAUUCAUUCAUUCUCUCUCUCUCUCUUUCUCUCUCUCUCUCUCUCUCUCUCUCUCUCUCUCACACACACACACACACACACACACACACACACACACACACAGGAUCAAUGCCUUCUCAAUAUUUUCUUUAUAUUUUGGGGAGGAAAAGUAAUGUUUCAAGAAAUGCUUCUUUCACUCAGAAGCAUUCAAGCUGAAGCAGAGUUGAGAUCAAGCUUGGAACCUGCAGGAAGAAGCACUAGGGACUAGGCCAUUGAGUCACACUUUCCUUCCAUUUUAUUCACUCCAGUUAAUAACCAUCCCAUGACCAAAUCUUGCAGAAAUACAAUCACUCUCAAUUUUUGAAGGGCUAAUUAUCUACUUUGUGCACUUCUUUUAUAUUUUCUUUUCAACUAUUAGGACUUGCGGCUCGAGUAUUUUUUUUUUUUUAAACAUGCCACCCUGAGGGUGGAAAAAAAUAAUUGGAAAUUAAGUUAAAAUUAGUUCUAUUUUGCUCUUUGUUAAGUAUUCAUUUAUUGAUGGGAGUUUGAAAUCAUUUGUAAAGAUUAAUGUCAGAGCAUUAUAUAGCAUUGAUUUGUUUUUAUUACCCAUGGUGUCCCUUUCCCAUCCACCACAAAUAAUUGAGAGUUGACUGUAUUCUUGCAAAACAUAACAAAACAUACAUACACACACACACACACACACAAAAAAAAAAAAAAAAAAAAAAAAAAAAAAAAAAAAAAAAAAAAAAAAAAAAACACCAAAAACUGUAGCCAAGAAUUUGACUUCCCUCAAAAGAAAGCUGUUUCAGUUUCCUUCACCUUUAAAACUUGAACCAGUAGAAAAGGUCAACUCAAAAUUCAGUUAUGAAAAUAUAAUCGUUCUUAGUUAAAUACACACUUAUCCCUCUCUUAAAUCUUCUAUACACAAAACAAAAUCAUUCUUUUGUGUGUAUUUUUUUUGUUUGUUUUCCCUUUACAUUACUGUGUUAAGGCUGAAUGACCUUGACAUUCCAGUGGAUUUAUUUAAAUAAUCAUUUCAAAUUUAAAUAGUGUCCAAAGUGUAACUUUACUGUUACACUUUGUAUUUUAGGCCCUCUGGUCUUAGAUUAUUAAGAAAGAUGCUCUGUCCUCCCUCAGUGUCAUUCCCUCAUCUAUAAAAAAGGAGUAUUCCAUACUUUUCAGGAACUGUAAAUACUUUUUCAAAGAGACACUUGAAAAAGUUUUCUCCAUUCUGGAAAUCAAUGCUUUCAUUUCCUUAAAAAGAAGAAUUGGAAUAGUAAUUCAAAAAUAUAUAGGUGAAAGUGUUCUUGCUAUGAAAUAUUCAGUUUCUUU
Molecule: messenger RNA, 7841 nt
Organism: Pipistrellus kuhlii (Kuhl's pipistrelle)
Lineage: Eukaryota; Metazoa; Chordata; Mammalia; Chiroptera; Vespertilionidae
Gene: RBMS3
Product: RNA binding motif single stranded interacting protein 3
Exons: 16
Coding region: 43-1395 (450 amino acids)
Cellular component (GO): ribonucleoprotein complex; cytosol; nucleus
Molecular function (GO): poly(U) RNA binding; mRNA 3'-UTR binding; poly(A) binding
Source: RefSeq, a predicted model, not a curated record